UCAUCUAGCUCGUGGGUGCGCGCAACUAUUCGUAUAUCCGACUAGUCACUUCGAAUUUCGAGUCGCGUGUCUCUCGCGUGACUUCGAAGAUACGAGGUGUCUGUGAUUUAAUCCCAAAAUUGUCCAGUUAAGCAUUCGCGAGUUGGAAAACCAUCCAAAUCCAACAUGUUGGCGAUUAAGAUUAUAUCAAAGUGCGUGCUGCUGUUGUUAGUCUGCAGUGCAAUUCAUGCCAAUGAGGACGGCGGAUUCCUUGAACGAGGAUACCGUGCUCUUUAUCGUGUCUACGAGGAGUGCGAGCAUCGCAAUAUGGCCGUGUCGCCGUGUUUGAAGAAGAAGGCGAUCGCCUUUUUCGAGAGACUCGGUCGUAUACAGACUUUACCGAUCAGCGAUAAUCUCGAGCUGGUCAAAGUCGCUUCUGCGACGGAUGAUAGCUCGAAAAAUACGGUUCCCGAUCUGGAAAAGACUUUGGCUAGAACUAACGGAGGGGCCAUGGACGAAAUGCUCAACGAUAUUCUGUUCGAGCGCGUAGCCGCGCUAAUGAACAGUUUCAACGUGCAGAUCAGCUUACCAAAGACAAAUUCUGGCGAAUUGAAACGAAGUAUUGAGGAAGGUCGUGGGAAAAUGAAGAAGAUGAUGGGCAUGAUGAUGAUGGGAAUGGCGAUGAAACUCGCCGCGUUAAUUCCCAUUGCUAUGGGCGUGCUUUUCCUGCUGGCAGGCAAAGCUCUGAUCAUCAGCAAGAUCGCUUUAGUUCUGUCGUUGAUCAUCGGUUUGAAGAAACUAUUAAGCCAAAAGCAGGGUCACGAUCAUGGCGGCUGGCAGCAAGGCGGAGGUGGAUGGGACAGAAGCCUGAAGGGAGUUGUAGACGCACCUGUAUCAUCAAUAACGGAAGCCGAUCGCGAAUACGCUCAGACUUUAGCCUACAACGCACGGCAGAAGCAUUAAACAAUCCGCAGCAGGAAGAAACAAUGGGAAAUCUUCAGGUAUUAGGAGGAAGCAACGCCUGUAUCCAAAGGAGCAGAUAAUAUGCAAUUUCAGAGACAGUUCGGAACAACGAAAUAGAUUCACUUAUUUAUGUUUUAAAAUAAAUUUUAUCAUUUAUAAAACAUCGCAUUUAUGUGUACUGCAUAGAUUACGAUAAAAAGAAGAGAGUGUAUA
Acromyrmex echinatior (Panamanian leafcutter ant) is the source of this 1155-nucleotide messenger RNA. RefSeq names its product DUF1676 domain-containing protein Osi12 (gene Osi12). NCBI's taxonomy places the organism in Eukaryota, Metazoa, Arthropoda, Insecta, Hymenoptera, Formicidae. The record is from RefSeq and is a predicted model, not a curated record. Gene Ontology annotation, cellular component: membrane.